This is a messenger RNA of Fonsecaea nubica, 828 nucleotides long. RefSeq lists its product as hypothetical. The record is from RefSeq and is a predicted model, not a curated record. The transcript has 2 exons. Bases 1 to 828 code for a protein of 275 amino acids. NCBI's taxonomy places the organism in Eukaryota, Fungi, Ascomycota, Eurotiomycetes, Chaetothyriales, Herpotrichiellaceae.
AUGAUCGUGACCUCCGACAACAUCGCCGCCAACCACUCGAGCGCACCCGUCCAGGCCUCUAGUGUGCCAGCCCCAGGUAGUCCUCGGUUGCAACAGCAAUCUCGUGCGCAGCAACAAGACCUCUCCUCAACCACACCCGUCGACAUGUCCAACCUCUCUUCGGAUCCGGCUGCCUCUGCCGAUGCUCAUGCUCCCUCAUCAUCUCCAGAGACCACGUCCUCGCCUACCAACGAGCCUCAAUUGCCACCCUCACUCGGUCCGCAGAGAACCGACACAAACACCGCAAUGGUCCAGUCGAUGAAUCCUCCUUCUCCUUCCGCUGCAGUCGCCGAACAAAAAAUAUCAAGACAGUUUUCUACCGCCAUUGGCCCUUCCUCAGACGAGCCGUUGCCUACAGUUCCCGCCAAAGACGAAGCACCAGCAACAACCGCCGCAGGGCCAACUCUGACGGUGACAUUACUCCUCACCUCGGGAGCACGACAUCCUUUUAAGCUAGAUAAUAAAUAUUUCGCGAAGCGCAACGUUGAGGUACCGGAGAAUGAUCCUUUCAACCUUAGUGUCUACAAGCUGAAGGAAUUGAUUCUGCGCGAAUGGCGGGAAGAGUGGGAAGCAAAACCGUCCAGUCCGACUUCCAUUCGGCUGAUAAGCAUGGGCAAGCUGUUGGAUGAUAAAGCAUCCCUCAAAGUUGACGCACCGAAUGUGUUGCACAUGACAAUCAAGCCACAAGACUACGUCGAAGAAGAAGACACCAAGGGCGGCAAAUCCACCUAUUCCACCCACCGCGAGGGUGAGACCAGAAGUCCUGGCUGUCGUUGCAUCAUAAUGUGA